Trichosurus vulpecula (common brushtail) is the source of this 436-nucleotide messenger RNA. RefSeq names its product ATP synthase F(0) complex subunit C2, mitochondrial-like. Gene Ontology annotation, biological process: proton transmembrane transport; proton motive force-driven ATP synthesis. NCBI's taxonomy places the organism in Eukaryota, Metazoa, Chordata, Mammalia, Diprotodontia, Phalangeridae. The coding region runs from base 1 to 429 and encodes 142 amino acids. The transcript has a single exon. The record is from RefSeq and is a predicted model, not a curated record. Gene Ontology annotation, molecular function: proton transmembrane transporter activity.
AUGUAUGCCUGUGCCAAGUUCAUCUCUCCCCCUGCCCUUGUGAGGAACAGCUCUCAGCUAGCUGCUGAGCGGACUGUUAUCUGCAGUGGUUCCAAAAUGGCCAGAGGUUCGACUGAUGAGAAGCUUAGCAUUUUGGCAGCAUCAGGUCCCUUGACCUCACUUGUCCCCAGAUGUGGAUUCCAAACUAGCACCAUCCCAAGGGAUAUUGGCACAGUGGCCAAGUUCAUUGGGGCUGGGGCUGCCACUGUGGGGGUGGCUGGCUCUGGAGCUGGGAUUGGGACUGUAUUUGGAAGUCUCAUCAUUGGUUAUGUCACGAACCCUUUCCUGAAACAGCAGCUCUUUUCCUACAUCAUCCUGGGCUUUGCCCUGUCUGAGGCCAUAGGGCUCUUUUGCCUGAUGGUGGCCUUCCUCAUCCUCUUCGCCAUGUGAUGGAGCC